Lactuca sativa (garden lettuce) is the source of this 753-nucleotide messenger RNA. Its product is annotated as ethylene-responsive transcription factor 12. The record is from RefSeq and is a predicted model, not a curated record. Lineage: Eukaryota; Viridiplantae; Streptophyta; Magnoliopsida; Asterales; Asteraceae. Gene Ontology annotation, molecular function: DNA-binding transcription factor activity; DNA binding. Gene Ontology annotation, biological process: regulation of DNA-templated transcription.
ACCUUUCCUUUCUAACACUUUCUCUCUCUAAAAAGUUCUCAUUUUUUUUUCCUUUCAUGGCGUCUCCGGGGCAUUAUAGGGGCGUAAGGAAGAGGCCGUGGGGGCGUUACGCGGCGGAGAUACGUGACCCAUGGAAGAAAACCCGUGUUUGGUUAGGGACGUUUGACACACCUGAAGAAGCUGCUUUGGCCUACGACGGCGCCGCCCGUUCUCUCCGUGGUCCGAAAGCCAAGACCAACUUCCCAUCCCCGCCGUCGUCUCCGCCAUCUUUGUCACUUGACCUGAAUAGCUUCCCGUCAAAUCACCAUAACCUCCACCAGCAUAUCAGGUGGGUGGCUGCACCACCGACACGACAAGUGAUGGUUGGAAGGGAGUUGGAGUUGCUUCAUAGUGGAGUGGUCAGAGAUCGCCACCACGGUGGUGCCUGUUGCUCGGCCAUUUUGGUGGGCAAUGGUGGAGGAGCCGGUGGACGUGCGGUGGAGGAGGGUGGUUCAGAUGAGAAAACGGCGGGGUUUUUUGGGAUUGUGAGACGUGGAUUGGGUAUAGAUUUGAACGAGCCUCCACCCAUUUGGCUGGGAGAUGCAUCGUAGGCUCGUAGCGUAUUUUUUUUUGUUAUGUUCGUACGACAGCGUUUUAUGCCUUUUCUAUUGAUGUUUCUUGUUUUUCUAUUUUCAUCUUUAUUUUCUACUUUUGUUAGUGUAUGAGAAAGACCAUCAAGCUCUUCUGUAAAUAUGAAAUUUGAUUGGCGAGUAA